Messenger RNA from Desarmillaria tabescens, 1825 nucleotides. RefSeq names its product amidohydrolase family-domain-containing protein. The coding region runs from base 31 to 1809 and encodes 592 amino acids. Gene Ontology annotation, molecular function: hydrolase activity, acting on carbon-nitrogen (but not peptide) bonds. The record is from RefSeq and is a predicted model, not a curated record. Lineage: Eukaryota; Fungi; Basidiomycota; Agaricomycetes; Agaricales; Physalacriaceae. The transcript is spliced from 14 exons.
CCCCACGCUCUAUCUUUGCCCAAUUUCAACAUGUCGUCGCUCGACAAGAAAUUGGUGCAUAGUCGGAUUGCUCUGCCUAGGCGGCGACUAACCACACCCCUUGCCCGUAUCGCACUCCUUCUUCUUGCUCUGGUAUUUUCUGCUCUACUCUUCUUUGGUGAUUUCAGUAAUCCUGCCGACUCGACGACAUACGCGAUAUGCUCCCACGGAAGCAACAUCUACAUCGUCGAUACCCUUAACUCACGAACGUCUUGUAUACUUGUCGUUGAUUCUUUCAUAUCCGACACGGGAGAUCUUGAUGCUAUACAACGGAGAAGGACGUCGACUGUGCCUCUACGGGUCAGGUAUAUUCCUGAUGGAGCUAUGAUUGUGCCAGGAAUUAGCGAAUCUCAUGCCCACAUUAUGCACUAUGGUCUAUACCGUCAGAUACCUCUUGAAAUGGGAAGAAAUAUAUCCGAGACGGUUUCCUUUGUCGAAAAUUACAUCGUAUCAAACCCAGAUAUUUACAACAACAUGUCGAAGGUCAUUGAGGGCUGGGGAUGGGAUCACACUGCCUGGCCAGAGUCAAGGUUCCCGACCGCAGCUGAUCUCGAUGCCAGUAUAGUCAUUCGUGGACGUUCUGUGAUGUUGCGUAGCAAGGACGGGCACGGUACAUGGGUCUCUGGCCGCGUUCUCCAGGAUAUCCGUCCCCUCCCACAUACCAUAGAAGGCGGAGUGAUUGUUCGUGACAAGAAAGGGCAACCAGCCGGUGUGUUCCUCGACAAUGCUCAAGAAUUGUUGCCAGUUCCAAUUCUAACUGAGGAGGAUUAUGAGCGGCGCUUUUCGACUACCGUACGAAAUGCCUUGGCCAACGGGCUCACGUCCAUCCAUGAUGCUAAGCUGGACUUCCGGCAGCUAGACUUCUUCAAGAGAAAAGCUGCUGCCGGAAAGCUGCCGAUUCGUUUGUACGGAAUGACAAACUAUGACGAAGGCGAGGAAUACUGGGGUAACAUCACCAAACCACAGAUAUUGUCAGAUGACCGUAGGUUCAGUGCCCGCAGCGUGAAGAUCGUAGGGGAUGGUUCCAUGAGAACAGGUGGAGCAGCGUUAUAUGAACCCUACACUAACAAUCCGACCACAAACGGCUUUAUGCGUGUGUCUGAGGCAACAAUUAACAGGGUCAUCCCGCUCUUCCUCCGUGAUGGCUGGCAGGUCAACGUCCAUGCAAUCGGAGAUCGUGCCAACGGUAUCGUCCUAGAUGCCUUAGAGUCCGCUUUCGAGGAUGUGAAUGUUGCCGCAAGGCGGCCACGUCUUGAGCACGCUCAGAUCAUGGCGAAGGCUGAUAUCAAGCGUGCGGGGAAAAUCGGGGUCAUUGCCAGUGUACAGCCCACCCAUGUUAUUGAUGAUAUGUGGUAUGCGGAGGAACAUAUUGGUCCAGAGCGCAUCAAGGGACUAUACGCUUUCCGUAGUCUGCUAAAUAGCGGAGCCAGAAUUACUCUUGGAUCUGACUUUCCUGUUGAGACGAUGAAUCCCCUUGCCGGGUUCUACGCUGCAAUCACAAGAGUAUCGUUGGAUGGAAACUCACCCCACGGUCCAGGAGGAUGGUUCCCUGAGCAACGAUUAACGCGUCUUGAGGCAUUGCGCGGCAUGACCAUCGACCCAGCGUAUGCAUCAUUUACUGAAUCAGUUCUAGGCUCACUAGAGCCUGGAAAACGGGCAGACUUUGUCGUCCUUUCGCAAAACAUCAUGACGGUCCCAGUGUCCGAAAUCAUGAACACGAAGUUUCUUGCGACGGUGAUUGACGGUAUUGCUGUCCACGGUGAAAUUUAGAUAUGCUCAACAUUUA